Brassica oleracea var. oleracea is the source of this 948-nucleotide messenger RNA. RefSeq lists its product as uncharacterized. The coding region runs from base 1 to 948 and encodes 315 amino acids. The transcript has a single exon. The record is from RefSeq and is a predicted model, not a curated record. NCBI's taxonomy places the organism in Eukaryota, Viridiplantae, Streptophyta, Magnoliopsida, Brassicales, Brassicaceae.
AUGGACAAGCUCCGUCUUCUGACCUUCGACGGCGUUUCCGACCCUUCUGCCCAUGUCACGUCCUUCAACAUUGCAAUACGGCGCGCGAAUCUCUCUGACGAAGAAAAAAACGCCGGCUUUUGCCAGCUUUUCGUCGAAACCCUAGAAGGAAUCGCUCUCAACUGGUUCACCGGCCUUCAGGAAAACUCCGUCAACAGUUUUCACGACCUCUCGACGGCUUUCCUCAAGAACUAUAUCAUGUUUACUCGCCAAGAAGCCACCGCUACGGAUCUCUGGAACUUCAAUCACGCCAAUGGGCAAAGCCUCCGAGAUUUCAUGGAGAAGUUUAAAUCCGUUGUCUCGAAAGUCGAUGUACCAGACCACAUAGUUGUGGAAUCAUUGAUGAACACCCUCCAUAUCAAAUCUCCAUUUCGAGCCGACCUUUAUCGGCACCCGACGAGAUCCGUGCCGGACGCUAUCGCUCGAUCCAACAACUUCAUCCGUGUGGAGGAAGACACAAGAGCAAAGGCGGCGGGAAAACAAACGCCCGCCCGGACGAACGACACCCGUCAGGAGCCGCGUAACCAUUCUACGGGCAGAAAACCCAACCAGAAGAGGGGUUAUAUGAACGUAGUGAACGAAGAGGAGCCCUCAGGUUCUGCGGUUCUCGUGCGAGAGAAAGGAUGGAAUCAUUGGGACCGAGACACCGCACAACUGAAAUCCAGUUCUCCCAAACCAACAAGCUCAAACGCUGCGGAACCGAGCAAGUGGUGUACGUAUCACGAGGAAAAUUCACACGACACGAAGGAUUGCAAAGCCCUUUACGAACAUUUCCUCAAGUCGAUCGAAAAUGGAAAAAUUGAGAUAGAACCUCCUCCGCAGAGGCCGAGGAACAAUAAGAGCUGGGGCAAAAACAAAGAUAAGAAAUCUCAGAAGUCUCAAGCUAUGGCUCAUCAGAAAGAAAAGUGA